CUGGAGAAUGAUGCUUUCCGAAAAUUGGAAGCAGGAUUGAACGAUAACAGGUAUCAUCAGAAAGAUGCACCGCCACAGCUUACUGCUCUCAAAUGCACGGGAAUUGGAUCACCUAAGAAAGUUUGGGGUCUUCUAUGCCGAAAAAACGAGCUCGUUCGUCCAAGUAAUCGUUUACUCGAUAACCAUCCUGAUUUGUCCGUAAAGACACGAGCUGUUCUGGUGGACUGGAUAAUGGAGGUUUGCAGCAGUGAAAAGCAACAUCGCGAGACGUUUCACCUAGCUAUCGACUAUGUUGACAGGUUUCUAGGAAAGUUUUGCGGCGUCAAGUCUUGUAUUUUUCAAUUGGUGGGAACAGCGGCAUUAUUCCUUGCAAGCAAAUACGAAGAAAUAUAUCCGCCAAAACUUGAAGAAUUCGUGGCGUAUACAGAUGGAGCAUGUAAUGAAUAUGAUGUCCGAACGUUUGAAAUCAUCAUGUUAAAGGAACUAGAGUGGUCACUCUCAGCGCUGACCUCCAUUCAUUGGCUCAAGGUGCAACUAUAUCGUUCUCUCUACGAAAACUUUCUACAUAUUCCUAAUUCAAAUAAGCAUGUCACUGAUCAACCUUUCAUAGUCCCAGACACUUUGAGAGAGGAUUUUUUUUUUCUUUACGUUUGCAACAUACAUUUUCUGAUACUUUUACGUCGAAGCUUGCAGCUGCCGUUCUUUUCGCCUGUAGUCGAAUGGGUGGAACCUGUCGUGAAAGUGUGUGACCGACUACGCUCCCAUGGAGACCCGAUAGUGAUCGUUGAUGGAGUUAGGGCCGACGAUUUGCAUAACAUCCAGACUCAUCCCGAGCAGGACUUCGAAGAGAUCAUAGUAAGACAUUGUUUGGAUGUUGCUACCAAUAACCUCGUCGUUUGGACAUAUUCACACAAAAUUUCAGAUCGAUAUUAA
Angiostrongylus costaricensis is the source of this 933-nucleotide messenger RNA. NCBI's taxonomy places the organism in Eukaryota, Metazoa, Nematoda, Chromadorea, Rhabditida, Metastrongylidae. The record is from the annotation of a GenBank genome assembly.